Scomber scombrus (Atlantic mackerel) is the source of this 3564-nucleotide messenger RNA. RefSeq names its product transmembrane protein 87B (gene tmem87b). Lineage: Eukaryota; Metazoa; Chordata; Actinopteri; Scombriformes; Scombridae. Gene Ontology annotation, cellular component: Golgi apparatus; membrane. Bases 13 to 1731 code for a protein of 572 amino acids. The record is from RefSeq and is a predicted model, not a curated record. The transcript has 19 exons. Gene Ontology annotation, biological process: retrograde transport, endosome to Golgi.
CCCGAAACCAACAUGGCUGCUGCUGGCAGAAUGAGGACGUGGAGCUGUCCGGUCAGAGCAGUUUUUUAUCCACGGGUAGUCCUUUUUGUACUUUUCUUCAAUACCAUAAAUGCGGUUGCUGCAGCACCAGAGCCGGGCCUUUGGAAAAUCACUGUUGUAAAUACCUCAAGACCGCUGCUGUUAACGAAAUCCAUGUACAAAAACACUGAUAUUGAAUUGAAAGUUGUGUAUCCUGGCUGUCCUGAGACGGUGACUUUCACCAUUCACUGGUAUUUAAAAUACUACCACUGUCACAAUGAGUUCAAAAACAUUGAAGAAAUGUAUGACAGAACACCCCUGAGUCGUGGGGGGAGCCUGGAUCCAAACCCUCUCGGGAAAGGAGAGUUCAUUGAACACAAAUACCAGCCCAUACCAUGUAGCAGUGAUACGCGUGCCUUUCCAAUGCUAAAAAAAGCAAAGGCAGAUCCACGUCCUGUCAGUCCACCUGUGGAGGGUGAAGUGCUAGUAAGUGAUGAAAAUGAGACCCCAUGGAUCACUGAGGAAUAUGACAGCGGCAGCAACAACAGCAGUGUGAGUAUCACAGACAACGUCAUCGCCACCACUUGGAAGGAUGGGCCUUACCUGCUGGUUGUUAAGAUAGUGUCAAGUAAACAAGAUGCCAACUGGAAUUUAACAGUUGAUGUGGUGAUGAAAGGCAACCACGGCUACAUUUCUGUCACAGAUUACCCUCUCAUGAUUUUCUACAUGGUGAUGUGCAUAGUGUACAUCCUGUACGCCAUGCUGUGGUUUGUCUGGGCAGCCUGCUACUGGAAGGAUCUGCUGAGGAUCCAGUUCUGGAUAGCAGGGGUCAUAUUCCUGGGGAUGGUGGAGAAGGCUGUCUUCUGCGCCGAAUACGAAAACACCAAUACUUUUGGCUCUGCGUCUCCAGGCCUGCUGAUCUUUGCCGAGCUGGUCUCUGCCCUCAAGAGAACUUUGGCUCGAUUGCUCGUCAUCAUCGUCAGCCUUGGUUAUGGCAUUGUAAAGCCUCGACUGGGGACAGUAAUGCACAGAGUGGUGGGACUCGGUAUUCUAUACUUUGCUUUUGCUAGCAUUGAAGGAGUUCUGAGGAUCACUGGGGGUCGGGACAAUGGCCCAGUUCUCAUUACAGCAAUUGUUCUGGCUGUGUUUGAGUCCUGCUGCAUCUGGUUCAUAUUUGUCAGCCUGGCACAAACCAUCAAGACUCUGAAGCUGAGGAGAAACCCUGUCAAGUUGUCUCUCUACAGGCACUUUACGAACACAUUAAUAUUUGCCGUCAUUGCUUCUAUCAUUUUCAUGGGGUGGACAGCAAAAAAAUUUCGGCUAGCAGAUUGCCAGUCUGAUUGGAUCGAGCUGUGGGUGGAAGAUGCUUUCUGGAGAUUCUUGUUCUCUGUCAUUCUGUUGGUCAUAAUGUUUUUAUGGAGACCAUCUGCAAACAACCAAAGGUAUGCUUUCACACCUCUGAUCGAUGACUCGGACGAUGAGGAAAUUGAGGAAUUUAUUGCUUCUUCAAACAUUGCAGACGGCAUAAAAUUGAGAGCCUCUAAAAGUGAGACCAAUGGCACGGUGAAGCCUGCAGAAACAAACCCAGAUGAAGACUUGAAGUGGGUGGAGGAUAACAUUCCUAGCUCCCUUACUGAUGUAGCUCUGCCAGUCCUGCUCGACUCAGACGAGGAAAUCAUGACGACCAAGUAUGAGAUGUCAAAGCUGGAGUGAGGCGAAACAUUUCUAGCCAGCAGCUGACAUGGAGAGACAACACAGCAGCCGUCCCCGACUCCGCAGCAAGGUUUUCUUCAGGAUUUCCAGUCAGGUGGUGGUGGAGUGCCAUUUAACUUUUUUCAGGGGAUCCUCCCGAUAUGGCUGCUCCUUCACAGGGUGGUGCAGGCCACGGUUUAAGGGGACCUCUGCUUAUUUCCUCAACUUCUCAAGAAAAAGGAUUCUACCAGAGGAGAACUGGUGUCAGUUCACUGUUUCCUUGAUCUGAUCAGUUUUGAGCCUUUCUUUCCAAAGAGAAUGUUUUCGUUUUAUAUUAAGUGCUGUAUUUAUUUCUGUCAUAUUCAUGUGAAUUUAUUUUAUCAGCAAAUUAAGAACAGUUGGCCUCAUGCAUGACACACUCUUAUAUAUACAUUGAGUGUCUUUUUGAUACGGGAUAUUAACAUAAGACGCCUAUUUAUGAACAGAAAAAUUAUUUAAAGGGUUUUUUUCCCCACAAUAAUUAACACCAAGAAUGAUUUAUUUAAUUUUUUUUUGCAGCAAAGGGAGAAAGAAUUUGACUUCAGUGUGUUUAUUUAAUUUCAAACAGGAUCUUUCUAUAUCUAUCUAUAUAUAUGUAUAAAUGUGCGUUCCUAAAGCAUCAAAGCAAAAGUUAUGGAAUUCAGUGAACAGUAUGUAUUUUUCAUAUGAUUUUGACUGUCCGAAACACACUUUUCUUUUGUUACCAGCGUUCAAAAGAGAAAAAAAACAACAACACUGAAAUGAAAAUGCUAUGAUUUAUGAAUAGAACAUUUCCUCCUAUGCACUUUCAAGAUCAAAGUUGUGCCUACUCAUAGUUUCUUGUAUGAGGCCUAAUUCUGGUAUUCCAAUCAUCUCAGUAUUGGUGUGUGAAUGAGUGUGAGAGGGGCGAUGCGCAAAUGAUUUGUACAAUUUGAAUUUAAUGAAGUAGUCUAGUGUCUGGAUUUGUAGUCAGUGUAGGGAGUCUAUAAUGAAUCUACUGUAUGUGUGUGGAGGGGUGUCUUCUAAAAUAAGGAGCAAUAUACUGUAUGUUGAUGUGGAGUUUUACAAUUGUAUUAUUUAUUUGUUUAAAGUGUACUUAUAAGUUGUGUGUUAACCCUUGUUUACGCUAAGUGUGUUUACAAUGUGUGCUUCCAUUUUUAUGUUUAAUCAUUUGGACCCUGAACAAUCUCAAAAUGUAUCGAGCAAAACAUAUUAUUUCUUUGCAAUGUUUGCUUUCUUUGCUGAUAAAGUUAUUGUGUUGAUUUCACAGACACCUUAAUACCAUUCAUGUUCUUUCAAAAAAGUCUUAAUAUGCUAGUAUGUUUUUUCAUUAUUAUCAUUAAAAAUGGACGGCCUGGUGGUUUUUUUCAGUGUAGUCUUAAGUUGGGACACUGUUGUUGUCUUAAUGUGUGUUGACUUGAGUAAAUGCAGUGACAGUAUCUCGUCCGUCCAGGCCAGCUCACACUAUGACACACUAGAAAAGUUAUGUGGUUACCACAAGCACAAGUUGAUCACCUCUAGUGGUUUAUAUGGUCACUGUUAACAGUUCCAUCCAUUUUUUUCCUUCCUUUUUUCUGUUGGUUGGAAACCUGGAAUAAUUGUGCUUAUGAUGGCAAGCUGUCCUUAAGUUAUAUAAAACUGCAGACACCUGCAGUGGACCUUGGUUAUUUGUACAGAUGGGCUUUGGCUGAUUCCUGUUAUUUCAUAAUUCCACAGGUGGAGAGGUGUCUGGAUAAUAUGACUUGUCUUUUUUUUCUUUCUUUCAAGAGUGUCAUGAAGAACUAAGCUUGAACUUUUCAACAGUUUUCUUCUUUCUUCCGUCUCAAGAAAGCGUGU